Penicillium maclennaniae is the source of this 2160-nucleotide messenger RNA. RefSeq lists its product as uncharacterized. Gene Ontology annotation, molecular function: RNA binding. The transcript is spliced from 2 exons. Gene Ontology annotation, biological process: mRNA processing. Gene Ontology annotation, cellular component: nucleus. The record is from RefSeq and is a predicted model, not a curated record. Lineage: Eukaryota; Fungi; Ascomycota; Eurotiomycetes; Eurotiales; Aspergillaceae. The coding region runs from base 1 to 2160 and encodes 719 amino acids.
AUGGGUAGCAUGGCUGGAAAGCGCCCCCGCGCGGCCUUUGAGGAGGCCUGGCAGCCUCCUUAUGCGCUUUAUGGCACGCCUUUACCUCCGCUGGACGCCGGAGUGCGCGAUGACGGGUCCUACAUGCCCGUAUGGAAGCAAGAGGUCACUGACGAACGAGGCCGAAAGCGAUUGCAUGGCGCCUUCACUGGUGGCUUCAGUGCUGGGUACUUCAACUCUGUCGGCUCAAAGGAAGGAUGGACUCCCGCGACGUUUGUCUCGUCCCGCCAGAACCGCGCCCGAGAUGCCAAACAGCAAGCGCAACAACGACCCGAGGACUUUAUGGAUGAAGAGGAUUUGCGGGAACAGGAGGAAUCACGAAAGCUUCAGACGGCGGAAGGGUUCGCCGGGUUUGGAUCGACCGAGGCGGAUUCGACGAGGAGAGCCGGGCUCAUGGAUUUGCUGAAAGCUAGCGGCGAAACGAUGGGCGUGAAGCUGUUGAAGAAGAUGGGUUGGCGCGAGGGACAAGGCAUUGGGCCCAAGGUGCGGCGCAAAGCCGACCUAGGUGAUGCUCCGGGGGAUGGUCCUGAGCAGACAUAUCUCUUCGCGCCAGAAAAUCCCCCGAUGGUCGCUUUUAUACGAAAGACGGACCACAAGGGCCUCGGAUAUGAAGGCGAGGCCCGUUUGGAGGAACGCAAUGGCUCACGCGAUGAGCCCGAGGAAUCAGACACUUUCUUUGGCGGGCGUCUCGCCAUUCAAGAGAAGGACAAAGCGCCUAAGGCGAAGGAAUCUCGACGAGGUGGGAUUGGCAUUGGUGUUCUUAAUGACACUGGGUCAGACGAUGAAGAUCCAUAUGCCAUCGGUCCCCAAAUAUCAUAUAACCGAUCCAUCGGCGAGAAGAAGAAAAAGAAAAAGCUCAAAGAGGAAGGCAAACCAGCGAUUGCGAUUUCCAACCCAUUACUGAACCCUAGCGCAAAACCCGUCUUCAUAUCGAAGAAAUCGGCUGCGUCGCGUGCAAGAGGAUUUCGAAAGUGCCGCGACGGACGACUACCGCUGGACGGAUUCGUUCUCGCUGAUCUAUCUGGCCUGUCCAUCUCAGACACGAAAUACGAGCCUCCUGAAAUACCCGAGGGCUGGCAGUCUGCAAAGCAACCCGCCCCAACAGAGCAAGAUCCAUCAAAUUACGUCUCUACAGCCGAUGCCGCCAAGGCAUCUGGUCUCGAUCCCACCUCACGAGCUGCUCUCUUGGGCGAGGCACAGCUGCCGGGCAAAUCCAUCUUCGACUGGAUGACCCCCAAGGCCCGCGAACGAAUUGCAAAGUUGACCGGGAACACUAAUCUUCCUCCGGCUCUUGGAGAAAAGGCCCCAAAGGGAUUUGAAUCCUCAGAUUCACAAAAGCGAAAAGAUUUAUCGGAUUUAGUCCCCAAAUUAGACAAACAAACCGCCGUUCAAGCCUUGACUCGAGCCGUGAGCGGAUGGAUGCCUUAUGCGGAAGAUGAGGACAAACGAGCACGAUAUCGUACAUUCCUUGAAGUCCGGGCAGAGAUCCGUGACUCCCUUCCGGAUCGAGUGCCAGGUUCCAGCACGGAUGAGUGGGUGACUGAGAUGCAGGAGUUUGCCCGCGCGGCGGAAGUGUUCAAGCCCAUGUCUGGUAUUAUGGCAUCACGAUUUACGUCGGCUUCUACCGGUCCCAAGGUGGCCUCUGAUGCUCCCGACUCGGCUGAAGCCUCUCUCGCCCAGCCCGCGGAGAGGCCCGAGCCUCCAGCCGUAGCCGCAGCCAAAAUUGGCAUGUUCGGACAAAUGACCCGAAGCACCAUACCCUUUUAUCCUGCUCGUCUUUUAUGCAAGCGCUUCAAUGUGAAGCCACCUGCUACAGUACAACAAGAGCCUGGAGAACAGGCAUCCAAUGCCAGACCUGGUACCCAGUUCCAUUCUGGGGGAUACCAGACUGAUCCGGCAUCAAGGGACCUGGUCUCUCAGGAAGUGAUGAACAUGAUCAUGACAGAAUCUGGACGCCAGCCGACCGCCAGCUCCGAUGCCACUAAAGCGGGUGCCACGGAUCCUCCGCCUGCGCCGGUGCCAGCGCCAGCUGUUGAACCUGAGCGAAACGAUGCCCUUGAAGCCGAGCGACCGGGCGAUGCAGUAUUCAAAGCGAUAUUUGGCAGUGAUGAUGAAGAUUGA